AUGGCUAUCCGUGUGCCAAGAAUUAUGCAUGCUAAGCGGAUUCUUGGUCAUUCUAAACUGGUCUCGUACUCUCAAACUCCAACAUCAACGGAUGUUCCCAAAGGAUACAUUGCAGUGUAUGUUGGGGAGAGCCAAAAGAAGAGAUUUAUAGUUCCAAUCUCAUUCUUGAAUCGGUCUUUUCAGAAGUUGUUAAGCAUAGCUGAGGAAGAAUUUGGAUUCAAUCAUUCAAUGGGUGGUCUCACAAUUCCUUCCAUAGAAGAGGUUUUUGUUGAUCUAACAUCAAGCUUGCAUUAG
This is a messenger RNA of Gossypium arboreum, 294 nucleotides long. Its product is annotated as auxin-responsive protein SAUR21-like. The transcript is spliced from 3 exons. Lineage: Eukaryota; Viridiplantae; Streptophyta; Magnoliopsida; Malvales; Malvaceae. Gene Ontology annotation, biological process: response to auxin. The record is from RefSeq and is a predicted model, not a curated record. Bases 1 to 294 code for a protein of 97 amino acids.